This is a messenger RNA of Suricata suricatta (meerkat), 3030 nucleotides long. RefSeq names its product interleukin 5 receptor subunit alpha (gene IL5RA). The record is from RefSeq and is a predicted model, not a curated record. The transcript has 15 exons. Bases 420 to 1673 code for a protein of 417 amino acids. Gene Ontology annotation, molecular function: cytokine receptor activity; protein binding. NCBI's taxonomy places the organism in Eukaryota, Metazoa, Chordata, Mammalia, Carnivora, Herpestidae. Gene Ontology annotation, biological process: cytokine-mediated signaling pathway; immunoglobulin mediated immune response. Gene Ontology annotation, cellular component: external side of plasma membrane.
AAGAUUCAUUUUCAGUGCCCUCGCAGCUGCGGCCCAUGGCAUCGCCGCCCCCGCACUUCUCAGCAAGUGGGGAUCCCGGGCUGAUUCAUCACAAAGGCCAGGCACAGUUAGCGUCUGCCCUGUGCCUGACAGGGUGUUAGGUGCUGGGGCUGCAGCGAAUGCACUGAUAGGAUGGACCUGGUCCUGGCCCUCUCCUGUUGAGCACGGUCACUGGAGAGGAGAGGAUCGCCAGAGGCAGAGGAAACAUUCAAGACUUCUGCCUUAGAAAUCCCAGUGAGGAAUCAAUUCCCUUCUUUGACGACGUGUAAGAGAAGAUGCUGACAUGAUGCCCGUUCUUUGCAGACUGCUGCACGGACUUAUUAGAACAUUUUAAAUCUCCAUUCAUUUCCAUUGUCCAGUUUUUUCAGGAUGUGAUUAUCAUGGCACCUGCAUUAUUGAUUCUCUUGGGGGCUACGGUCAUACUGAGAGCAGACUCUCUUGCUCAUAAAAAAUCUCUGCUUCUCCCACCUACCAACUUCACUAUCAAAGUAACUGGCCUUUCACAAGUGCUUUUGCGUUGGGAAUCAAAUCCUGAUCAAGAGCCAGUGAACAUAGAGCUAGGCUAUCACGUGAGAAUAAAUGCUCCACAAGAAGAUGAUUAUGAAACCAGGAACACCGAAAGCAAGCGUGUGACUGUUCUUCACAAAGGCUUCUCAGCAAGCGUGCGGACCGUGUCCUGGACCGGCCAGCCCCUCCCGCCCAGCAGCUGGGUUUCUGCUGAGCUUAAAGCCCCACCUGGGUCUCCUGGAACCUCAGUUGUGAAUUUAACAUGUACCACAAACACCACAGUGAAUAAUCAUACUCCCUUGAAGCCGUACCAAGUCUCUCUGCACUGCAGCUGGCUGGCCGGCGAGGAUGCCCCUGCGGGUACACAGUACUUCCUCUACUAUAGGUAUGGCUCCUGGACCGAAGAAUGCCAGGAGUACAGGAGAGACACCUUGAACAGGAACACUGCAUGCUGGUUUCCGAGGACCUUCAUCAGCAGCAGAGGGAGUGACCCACUCGCAGUGCACGCUAAUGGCUCGAGCAAGCACGUCACAAUCAAGCCCUUUGACCAGCUGUUUGCUCUUCAUGCAAUUGAUCGCAUUAAUCCUCCGGUGAAUGUCACAGCAGAGACUGAAGGAACCUGUCUUUCAAUUUGGUGGGAGAAACCAGUUUCUGCCUUUCCAAUUCACUGCUUUGAAUAUGAAGUGAAAAUUUACAACACAAGGAAAAAUUAUUCCCAGACAGAAAAAAUGACGACAAAUACACUCAUCUCAAUAAUUGAUGAUAUUUCUAAGUAUUCCGUUCAAGUGAGAGCCACAGUGAGCUCUGUGUGCAGACAGAUGGGGGCUUGGAGCGAGUGGAGUCAACCUAUAUACGUGGGAAAUGAUGACCAGAAGCCCACCACAGAAUGGUUUCUUAUUGUGCUUAUGGCAGCCAUCUGCUUCAUCUUGUUAAUUUUCUCCUUCAUCUGUAAAAUAGGUCACUUAUGGACCAAGUUGUUUCCACCAGUUCCGGCACCAAAAAGUAGUAUUAAAGAUUUCUUUGUAAUUGUCAGCUCUGAGAAAACUGCUUCCACCGAGACAGAAAUUGAAGUCAUAAGUUAUGUGGAAGAGCCUGGAUUUGAGACCCUGGAAGAUUCUGUGUUUUGAUUGGCAAUGCAGCAUUUUCAAAAUGAACUCACACUCACAUGCCUCAGCGAUAAGAGGAACGGGAACUGUUGUUUCUUGGCGACGAAGAGCUCAGAGUUUACUGAACACUCCAUUUAGCUGCAAGGCAAUACACUCAGACAAAUCUCUUGGAAGUGUACAUGCCUCAUCAAAACCUCCUUGCUCACUCAGGCUAAAACCAUUACAAUGCAACUAAAAUCCAGGCCUCCAGGAUUGCCUUUCUUUGAAGGACCUAUGUAAAAGGCACAACUGCCUACAUCACCUCCUGUCCAAAGUACUCGGAUAAUUCCAUCAACUUCAAGUUAAAGCUCCUUUCAACAGUGAGUCCCGGGGGGGGGGGGCUCAGCAUCUCACUAGCUCCCCAGUCACUUUCCCAAGGAGUGCCCUCCAUAAUGAACACCAUGCUCUCUCAUCCCGCCCUCUGUGUAAGCUUCCUCUUGUGGAGAAAGACUCUCUUCAUCGGAUGAUGAAGCAUCGGAUGAUGCUUUUAAGAUUUUAUUUUUAAGUAAGCUCCACACCCAACAUGGGGCUCGAACUCUCACAACCCCGAGAUCAAGGGCUGCAUGCUCCACUGACUGAGCCAGCUGGGCACCCCUUAACACUUAUCUUCUAAGUCUCAGUCCUGCGCCACCAGGAAAUCUCUGUAUUCCCCAGGAAACUUCUGGUUGAUUCUUUUUUUUAAUCAUUUACUGUAUUAUUUAAAAAAAUAUUUUUGUCUCAUUUAAAGUGGAAACACACCGAGGUCAACAACGUCUUGGGUGUGUACUUAACCAUUGAGUUGGAACUGGCUGAAUUUAGCUGGACAAUGAAAAACAAAGCGAAUUUCUUACUAGUGUAUCCAAAUGCAAAACUAUGCAUACUCAAUUUAGCUCUAGAGAGUUAAGCUCUAAUGGGUAGACUUAUUUAUUAAAGCUGUAGACUUAUUUAAUAAAGCUGACUUAUUUAUUUCAGCUAGAAAUUACAUCAUCACCAAAGCUUAAUAAUGAAAUGAUAAGAACUCACGGUCGGUUGGUGUGGCUUUUGCUCCAGAAAUGCCUCUCUCUACCUCACCAGCGUGGCCAUCUCUUGGGCUCUGCUGAGCGCCUGCUGAACUUCCAGGAGCCAGUACGACUACUCUCCACAAAUGGGCGGCAGGUGCAACAGUUAACCCUCGUGGCCAUGUGUGUUAUUUUAAAGUUCUAGUGGAUUCUUCUCACCAUGAAGUGAAUCAUCAAGAGGAAAGACUUAAUCCAGUUUCUGUGGAUUUCCAGUGCCCAGCAAAGUGCUUAACACAUGGAAAGCAGUCGACAUCUUGUUUGCUGGCAAUUAAAUAAAAGACGAACAACUGGGCCAAUUCAAA